AUGCAAACUUUACACUCGGUAAAAUCUAGACAACAAUGGACUUUAAAUGAAAAAAAAUUUGCUCUUUCUUUGUUUUAUAAAUCACCGACUACAUACUCAUUUUUGAAAAAUAAAUUACAAGUUAUUCUCCCAGGAGUUUCAACUAUUAAAAGAUGGAUUGGUAGUUCAAAAUUUUUACCUGGAUAUAAUUCUAAUCUUUUUAAUCAAAUUAAAUUAAAAACCGAAACAUUAACAGGGUUUGAAGAUUUAGGACAUUUAGGUAGGACAAAUAAACCAGCUUCUCAAGCAUUGGCAUUUAUGGCAAGAGGGCUGUACUCUAAUUGGAAACUACCUGUAGCUUAUUUUUUUAGUGCUUCUUCUUUGAGCCAUUCAGUAUUAAAUAAAUUAAUAAUUAGUACCGUUGAAAAACUUUUGGAAGUGGGUCUUCAUGUAAAAGCAGUUGUGUGUGAUCAGGGUGAUUUUUUAUUUAAUGACAAACUUGUUUCUUUUAAAGACAUUAUAAAAACUUAUACAAUAGAUAAAAAUAGUAACACAAGUAAAUCUUUAACUAAAUUAACUGAUUCUCAUAUAAAUCCGGGGCCAUUCCAAAAAAUGAAUUGCAAAUUGGCAUUUCAAAUUUUUAGCAAUUCUGUAGCCGCCACAAUUCACACUUGUGUGGCUACAGGAGAGUUGAAAUCAAACACACCUAAAGAUACUGCAAUAUUUGUAAAACAUAUGAAUGACUUAUUAGAUACUUUAAAUAGCAAUUCUUUAUUUGAUAAAAAUCCAUUAAAAAGUGCUUUGUCAGAAAAUAAAGUGUUGCAGUUCUUAAAUCUAGCUAAAAAAUGGAACCUAAAUUUACAAAAAAAAUACAAAUCACUCGUCCACCAUGUUUUAAUGGUAUGGUUUGGACCUUAA
Messenger RNA from Aphis gossypii (cotton aphid), 897 nucleotides. RefSeq lists its product as uncharacterized. The transcript is spliced from 3 exons. NCBI's taxonomy places the organism in Eukaryota, Metazoa, Arthropoda, Insecta, Hemiptera, Aphididae. The coding region runs from base 1 to 897 and encodes 298 amino acids. The record is from RefSeq and is a predicted model, not a curated record.